Messenger RNA from Tetrahymena thermophila SB210, 636 nucleotides. RefSeq lists its product as hypothetical. The record is from RefSeq and is a predicted model, not a curated record. The transcript is spliced from 3 exons. NCBI's taxonomy places the organism in Eukaryota, Ciliophora, Oligohymenophorea, Hymenostomatida, Tetrahymenidae.
AUGGAUGCAAGGAUAUUUUAGAUCAUUUAGAAAAAAAAUAUUAAAAUAUAAUGGUUAAAAUAAAAAAAGAUAACUAAUUGCCAUAUAAAGAAUAUGCUUUAUACAAUAAACUUAAUUACUAUGAAAAGUAUCUAAAAAGAAAUAAUAUCAAAAGUUAUUAGUGUUUUAAUGAGGAAGAAAUUAGAUAAAAAGAAAAACAAAUAAUUUAAUCUAUAAGUCUUAUUUAAUAAACAAUUAUUAUGGGUUACAAAGAAAAUUAAAAUGAUACAAAUAAUGAGAUAUCUUAAAAUCAAAAAGUAACAAUCAGCUUACUUAAUUUCAUAGCAUACUUUGAAAGCGAAGAAAUAAGUCUAAAUUAUAUAGGUUCUAUGGAAAAAUUCAAUGAAGAGGUUGAAUCAUUUAAUUCUUAGCUCAAUUUUGACAAUAUAAUACAUUAUAAUCUAAAAAACUUGCAUGAAAAAGAGAAGAUUUUUCAAGAAAUUAGGAAUUUAAAUGUUGAAAUAUUAAACAAUAAUGAAUGUGAAUAUCAGUUUUAUAUUGAGAAGGAAGGAUCUUUAAGUUUAAGAAUAUAUGGAAUUAGUGAUUAUAAUAGCUUAUUAAAUAAACCAGGUUUUACUUUUCUUAUAUCAAAUUUGA